AUAUAUAUAUAUAUAUUUUGUGAUAAAAGGGCUGAGAAAUCUGCAUAUAGGGGCAUUGGUAAAUUCGUAAAAAUGGCGCUCCAUCUGAAGCUCGUGAGCGUCCCUUCUUCUUCUGCAUCGUCUUCGUUCCAUCUGGUGGGUCGCAGAAACUUCUCCUAUCUGAACGUUAAUGGCGUUUGCGCGCGCUUUUGGUCACGGAAACUUCACCAUUCUUCAGUACUGAACAGGACCCAAUUCCCGAAACUCUGCUCAGUCAACAAUGGCAACGACACUGAUGCAUAUGGCUCCUCAGAUGCUAAAAGCUGCUCCACUGAAGAUGAAGGUACACUGGGAAAGAAUAAUAGUGGUCAAGGAGCAUCUCUCACAUCCAACGAGAUGUUGAAGAAGUUAAAGAGAUAUGGAACUGCUGGAAUACUAUCAUAUGGACUACUGAAUACCAUCUACUAUCUUACAACCUUUCUCUUGGUGUGGUUUUAUGUUGCACCAGCACCUGGGAAGAUGGGUUACCUUGCUGCUGUUGAAAGAUUUCUUAAACUAAUGGCCAUGGUGUGGGCUGGAAGCCAAGUAACCAAACUUAUAAGAGCUGGAGGGGCCCUUGCGCUUGCGCCUUUUGUAGACAGAGGAUUGUCAUGGUUCACUAUCAGAUUUAAAUUUGAGUCUCAGGGUCAGGCUUUCACAGCAAUUGUUGCGUUCUGUUUUGGACUGGCAAUCAUGCUAUUUCUUGUCAUGACAUUGCUUUGGGCAUAAAUAUGUGGUUUUGUUUGUUCUCAUUGAGCAAAAGGAGUAGAGAAAAUCGUACUUGUGACUUUGGCUUCUUUUAUGGAAUUUCCACCAAGAGUUGGUGCCGCAACCAGUUCUUCAGUCUUCUCCACUUGCUGCAAAUUGCAGGUUUUGUAAGAUUUGUUACUUCAGUCUAUUAUUAUUAUUAUCAAUUUUUCUUUUUCAGGUCAAUUAUAUUAUACAGAUUCCAAAAAGACUGGAAAAAACUUUUACACUUUUUCCUUUUUUCCUCAUCCAUUCCAAGUUCAAAUUUGUUAUAUAAAAUAUAGAAGCAGAAACUAUUAUGUUACAAAUAAGAGAAGAAAAUAUGUUGUGAAAUAAUUAUUUCAUAA
Molecule: messenger RNA, 1112 nt
Organism: Ziziphus jujuba (common jujube)
Lineage: Eukaryota; Viridiplantae; Streptophyta; Magnoliopsida; Rosales; Rhamnaceae
Exons: 9
Coding region: 73-747 (224 amino acids)
Source: RefSeq, a predicted model, not a curated record